Molecule: messenger RNA, 869 nt
Organism: Xyrauchen texanus (razorback sucker)
Lineage: Eukaryota; Metazoa; Chordata; Actinopteri; Cypriniformes; Catostomidae
Gene: ungb
Product: uracil DNA glycosylase b
Exons: 7
Coding region: 87-869 (260 amino acids)
Biological process (GO): base-excision repair, AP site formation via deaminated base removal; base-excision repair
Cellular component (GO): mitochondrion; nucleus
Molecular function (GO): uracil DNA N-glycosylase activity
Source: RefSeq, a predicted model, not a curated record
CCAACAGUGAUGCAGCAGUAUUUGUGAAGGGAUCUCAGAGACACAACAACAGCCAGUGCUUAUAUUUCAGCUUUUCUCUUUAAGAAAUGUCAAAAGAUGAAGUUCGUGGUGAGAACAUGCAACUCAGUGAGGAGCAGCUGCUUCAGAUAGAGCAGAACAGACGUGCUGCACUGCAAAGGCUGGCCAUCCGAAAUGUACCUGUACCCGUUGGUGAAAGCUGGCAAAGACAAAUUGGGACUGAAUUUACAAAACCUUAUUUUACAAAGCUUAUGUCAUUUGUUACAAUGGAGAGGAAAUGCUUUACUGUCUAUCCCAGCCCUGAGCAGGUGUUUAAUUGGACAACUUUGUGUGCUAUUGAAGAUGUAAAAGUGGUAAUUCUUGGGCAAGACCCCUAUCACCAUCCAGGUCAGGCCCAUGGAUUGGCCUUCAGUGUGCUGAGACCUAAACCUCCUCCUCCAAGUUUGGAAAGCAUAUUUAUGGAGCUGAAAGAAGACAUUGUUGGCUUCCGGCACCCAGGUCAUGGAGACCUCACAGAAUGGGCCAAGCAAGGUGUUCUGCUGCUGAAUUCUGUGUUGACAGUGAGGGCUCAUCAGCCCACCUCACAUGAAGGUCAAGGCUGGGAGCUCUUCACAGAUGCUGUGGUGCUGUGGCUCAGUCACAACCUCAAUGACCUGGUCUUUCUGCUCUGGGGCUCAUAUGCUCAGAGGAAAGGCAGGGUGAUUGACAGGAAACGUCAUCAUAUCCUUGAGGCUUCACAUCCAUCACCGUACUCGGCACAUUUAAGCUUCUUUGGAUGUAGGCACUUCUCUAAAACUAACAUGUUUCUCAAAGUAUCAGGAAAGAAGCCAGUUGAUUGGGCAGCUCUCUAA